GAUCUGAGGAGCCAUUCCGCGGGACGGACAGCGCAAAUCCGAUUGCAGCAUGCCGGACCUCGAUCCAAACGACUCGCUGGCCUUGCAGUACAUGAUCUUGGGCGUGGCAAGCACCAUGAACAUUAUCACGAUCCUGUAUUCGAGCUUCAAAUGUGCCUAUUUGACCCAAAGCAACUGGGCAACAAUAGCACCGAUCUUUGCAGUCUGCUUGAUAUCACCAAGUAUCAUCGCGUCCGCGUUCACGCUAUCAGCUCCGCAGACCCAAAUCGUCAACGGCAAUACUGAUGACAGCGUGAACACGUAUUUUCUGACAAUCAGCAGGAUCAACAAUGUCUUUUUGCUGCUGUUCGGAAUCUGUGUCGUUGGGGCCGAGCAUCAUGCCAUCCAAAGCCUGCACCCAACACUCGGAUACCCCAAAUACUAUGACUACAUCGGCUAUGCCGCUGCAGCUGUUAUGCACAUCUUCUUCUUGGCCUUCACCCAAGUCGAUUUUCUACGAACAUGGAAAACUGUGGCCCAGUUUAUCUAUGCCAUGGUGAUCUACGUCUCAUGGACUGCCUGUAUCCAUCUCGUUAUCCGAAAACUCUUUGGCGGUACCAAAUCAGCCGACCAGCCGGCGCAGGGGACUUUGGCGACCGCCCGCAAGCGCGAACUCGGUCCGAGAACCAGCAUCACCGUUGCCAACCGGAUCUACAGGAUACAAGUGGCGAUAUGCGCCCUUGGGGUGGUCGCUCUCGCCCUCGCUGCCUACUUCAACUCCAAGCUGCCCAAUAUUGCCAUGGUCUGCCUUCGUUUCGGCACCAUCGUGAUCGUAAGCUACUCCGGCGUAGUAUUGAUCACGAUCCACGAGAUUAUCCCCUUGCAGCUCCAGCACACCAGCGGUAGUUUCAGCGGUAUCCUCUCGGCCAGUCGAGGCCUCUCGGGGCUGGAUCCGUUCGACAGGGCGGCUCCGAUCGAGCAGACCCUGAGGCGAGGGCGGAGGAGUGCCGAAAUCGUUGCAGCUUGCCGGAUCUGUUCUUCCGAUCUGCUCAUCCGAUAAGCUACUGGGGUACUCCUGACGAUGCAUCGGGAGUGUGCCGCGAGUUGAAAGCGCUAGCAAGAUGAAGCAAGUCACCUUGUUUUGAAUGGGGAAUACACGCGCAUCCAUUACAGCCAAAUGC
This is a messenger RNA of Polychytrium aggregatum, 1160 nucleotides long. RefSeq lists its product as uncharacterized. The record is from RefSeq and is a predicted model, not a curated record. Lineage: Eukaryota; Fungi; Chytridiomycota; Chytridiomycetes; Polychytriales. The transcript is spliced from 6 exons. The coding region runs from base 50 to 1039 and encodes 329 amino acids.